This is a messenger RNA of Lodderomyces oxycetoniae, 675 nucleotides long. RefSeq lists its product as uncharacterized. Lineage: Eukaryota; Fungi; Ascomycota; Pichiomycetes; Serinales; Debaryomycetaceae. Bases 1 to 675 code for a protein of 224 amino acids. The transcript has a single exon. The record is from RefSeq and is a predicted model, not a curated record.
AUGUUUCGUGGACUUGUGAGAAAGACUAUACCGUUAGCUGCUUUUGGUUUGGGGGCGGUAACAUUUCCUAAGGAAUGGAGGAAAGGACAAUUCAGUGGUGAUAAAAAAAUAAUGCAUAUUAAUGACUCAGUUGUUAAACAAAUUGAAUCAAGUAAAGAGUACCAAGAACUUAUAGUUGAUCCAGAGAUUAGAAGAUAUACGUCAAGUAAAUCAUUUCCUGAGCAGCAUCACAAGAAUUAUGUCAACACGGGACUAUUGUUUGGACCCGAUUUAAUGGAAAUUGAUCCAAUAGUAUUUAUUAAUGAGAAAACAGGAGAGUUGACUAGUUUUUAUCAUCUUGGAGACAAAUUGAUUAGUCAAGACGGACAAAUUCACAAUGGAAUUGUUUCAACUAUUCUAGACGAAGGACUAUGCUCUGCUGGGUUUCCCUUGUUACCUUCGAAAAAGGGAGUUACGGCACGGUUACAGAUUAAUUUCAAAAACCAGGCACCACCACAAAGUACAGUUGUUUUGCAUGCAAAAGUUAAACAAGCCAAAGGAAGAAAAGUUGAAAUAGAAGGAUAUCUCGAAACAUUGCCUUUGAACACAAGUGAAAAGCCUUUACUAAUUGCCGAGUCGAGUUGUAUCCUUGUAGAGCCAAAAUGGUUCAAGUACUUUACCUGGCUACAAAUAUGA